Molecule: messenger RNA, 596 nt
Organism: Ectocarpus sp. CCAP 1310/34
Lineage: Eukaryota; Phaeophyceae; Ectocarpales; Ectocarpaceae
Source: the annotation of a GenBank genome assembly
CCAUCACCUGUCAAGCCUGUGGACCCACACGGGAAGGACAGCAGUAGCUAGGACAAGUUGAGGGCGCAGGAGGGAGAAGGAGAGCCGGGUGGUGGCUGCAGCACGCUAGGCUCAGCAAACAAAGGAGCACACGGCAGAAACUUGGAGCUUCUCCAGCGGAAUUUUACUUGACUUUCGGACUAAAACGGGCGGCCUGCCUACAAUCACCAUAUCCCCCAUCUCCUCCCCCGCCUUCAAGGCGAAAAACCCCAUACUUGAAUCACGGGCCUCGUCCAUCGAACGCGGGUGCUGCAUAUUACAGACGGCAGGCGGCCGCUGCUGCUGCUGUCGCUGCUGCCAUGCCGCUGUUGUUGUCGUUUUUCGGGCGCCUGGUUCCGCUGCUGCUAGCAGCGCUGUCCGCGCCGCGGAUAGCAGUAGAGGCCGCCCUUGUCACGGAGGACCUGCAGCUCGUGUGGCACGACGAGUUCAACGGGGGCUCUGUGGACUGGGACAAGUGGGUUGUCGACGAGGGGGACGGCUGCGACGUCGACCUGUGUGACUGGGGGAAUGGGGAAAAACAGGCAAGUUGUGUUUUGUUUUAUUUCUUCAUAAUAUGA